CUUUUUUUUCUUCUUGUGUCGUUCUCCGAACUCUUCUUGUGAUAACCAUUUCUCUGUUCAAUGGCCAGGCUGAGGCUUGGCUUGGCUUUAUUUGUGCUCACAUCGUGAGCCUUUUCGUGGUCCACCAACUGUUUGACAAAUUGUGUGAACGAGUUUGAUUUUUCCACUUGGAUUAAAAAUCUGGAUUGGUGUUGCUAGGUUAUAAAUUUUAUAGAUCAAUGAUGCAGCAAGAUGUCUUGCCUCUCGACCCCGCAUUCCCUAGUCAUCAGGUUAACGUCUCUCAUGUGACACCGAGAUGAUUCAGUUGUUUAUACUUAAUUAAAUUUGACCUCUUAGUCUACUCUUCCGUUAAUUUUAAUACAUAGAUUAUUCUCUGUUUAAUGGCUAACUUAUCUGUAGAUUUCCUAGUACUAGUGUUCUCUUAGAGUAACUCGGACGUACAUGCACACAUGUGUAUAAUGGCUACAUCAAAGUAGUAUCUUUGCGUUUUAGCAAAAAAAAAAGUAGCGUCUUUGUGUACCCGAUUCGAAUUCAGGUCAAAUUUUUGGAACCUAAUAGGAUUGCAAAUUUGAUAUCCUCGAGACAUGUUUAAAAUUUCUAGUUGGAUACUGUUGCCGUUGAAAUCCAGCUCAAUCUUGGUGCUGACUAAGCUGGAUGGUUGUGAAAGAUCAAUAGUUAUCCAUUCAGGUCGGUAAGAUAGGUCCGAGUAUUUUGCACUUAUUAAUUUUUUUUAUUUUUUUUAAAAAAUGGCCUCCUUUAGUGAGUUUGCCUUAGGCCUCCAAAUGCAUUGGGCCGCCUCUGCCUGAAUGGAGCUCUUCGCUGGAGAUUUCUUUUGCUUUUCUUUCCAAACACCAAUUGCUACCGACGUCAUUGUCUUUGCCUUUGGCCGUCGGAAUUCAGGUAAGGUCUCAGCUAAAUUUGAUCUAUUCUUCUCCUCCUUCUUUCAGACUCCUUAGAGCCUUGUUUCGGCCGAUGAUCGCUGGAAUUUGGGCAAACAAGGCAGAUGCUCUGCUUCCCCUAUUUUUCGAAUCCAACCUAUUUCUCUUUCGAUUCCGGCUGUCUUCACCGCUGGUGCUCAUCACCGAGAUCCCUUCUAGUUCUACAUGGUGGUUUAUGGCCUCGACCAGAGUUUUGACAACCAGAACAUAUUGAUUCCUUGAGAUAAGGGAGCAGAACCCCUAUUUUAGGAGGAUUUUUUUCCUUGUCGCCGGUCGCUGGUUGUCGUCAACCGCUGUCCAAAGUGGGCGGCCGUGCAUCCCUAACGCUGGGCACCACCUACAACCACCCUCUUCUGUCCUCUUUCUUGGUUAGAAAGAGAAGCUUCCUUUCUCUCUCUUCCCCAAACUUUCUCUCUCUUAUUUCUCCUCUGUAAAGUUUCUCUCUUGACUCAUGGGUCAGACAUGUUGAUUAAUCUAGGUUGACCCAUGCUAUUAACAACCAAACCCAAACAUCCGAUUGAAUUAGAAUUGAGAAUCUCUCUCUUCUCCAUACUUUCUCUUUCUAUAAGUUUCUCUCUUUAUAUGGAUUUUCUCUCUUUAGAGUUGUUUGGACUCCGUAAGUACGAUUCUCAGUAAUUUUGGAUCGACCUAAGUGAAGAGUCUUGAUUCAAGAUCGUUGGGCAGCAUGACAAUCCCCAGCGAGUAGUUGUCGUGGACCUUUGAUGGUUAUCAACGGAAGCCAGCUGGAGCCACAUAAAAUGGCAACUUUUGGACCUGACUCUCUCUCUAAGUCUCAAUUCGUCCCGGAGAAGAGAAGACCCGCGCCCCUAUUUCACCCGAACUCUAACCCUAAACCAGCGAGAGACGAAGGAGGAGGCGGAGAUUAUGAUGACGAUGAUGAUGCGAAGCUCCUAAUUUCAAUUUAUGCAGUCUUCCUCUCUCUCUCUCGAAAUCCGACCAGCUCGAUCUCGAUCUCGAUCUCAUUCGGUGCAUCUCUUUCUGAUCUGGGACUCUGAAUUCAUGGAGGGAACUUUAAGCGAGGACGAUGGAUUGAUAAGAGAGAGCAACAUGGACCUUAAUGACAACAGUGCUGACCCUCACAUGUCACUAGCUCUGGAUGCUCUUGCAGUUGAGCUGAACAACCCAAUCACAUCGCAACUCCUGCAGUUGGAUAAUUCUGACAUGGUGGAACCAAUAAUCGGCAUGGAGUUUGAUUCUGAUGAAGCUGCAAAGGAAUACUACGUAGCAUAUGCCAACCAUGUAGGGUUUGGUGUCCGCAUGAAUAAGUCAUGUCACUCGAGGAAGGACGACACUGUGAUCAUGCGGCGUUUUGUGUGCACGAGGGAGGGAUUCCAUUCCAAGAGGGCAAUCUAUGAUGAUGGAGAGAAGAAGAGGAAGCGGGGAACCACAAGGGAGGGGUGCAUGGCCAUGAUUGAGGUCAUUCGUGAGGAUCAUGGCAAGUGGGUUGUUACGAAGCUUGUGACAGAGCACACUCAUAUGGUUGCAUUACCUGGUAAAGUCCGGCCGCGUGAUGAUAAAGCAAUCAUCCUGGGUAAUGUGGGCUUGCUGCAUGGAGAAUCGAGUCGAGGUUUUAAUAAUCUAAAAAACUUCAAUAGAGGGAUAAGAGUUGACCCCUUUGGUGAAGGUGGAGAAGCUCAGGGCCUCUUGGAGUAUCUGAAGAGAAUGCAAUCUGAGAACCCUGCAUUCUUUUAUGCAAUUCAAGUUGACAACAAUAAUUGUAUGGCUAAUGUCUUUUGGGCUGAUGCUAAAGCUAGGAUGGCUUAUCAGUACUUUGGUGAUGCUGUUACUUUUGACACAACAUAUAAGAAAACAAAGUACAUGAUGCCGUUUGCGACAUUCAGAGGUGUGAACCAUCACUUUCAGAGUGUUAACUUUGGGUGUGCUUUGCUAAUGGAUGAGACAAAGGGUUCUUAUGUCUGGCUGUUUGAGACAUGACUUGCAGCCAUGGGUGGACAGCAUCCGGUUUCAUUAGUUACUGACCGAGAUAAGGCUAUGGAAGGAGCUAUUAUGAGGAUAUUCCCUAACACUCGUCACCACUGCAAGUGGCAUAUAUUAAGUAGAUGCAAGCAGAAGCUGUCAGAUGUUUAUCUCAAACAUGUCACAUUGAAGAGGGAGUUGAAAGAAUGCAUAAAUGAAUCUGAAACAAUUAAAGAUUUUGUGACUCGUUGGGAGUAUAUCCUUGACAAAUAUAACCUGUGGGAUAACUCUUGGCUGCAGUCACUCUAUGAAAUUUGCCGGCAGUGGGCUACUGUCUACCAGAAGGGUACAUUCUUUCCUGAACUGUCUGCAUCUCGAAGAUCAGAGAGCCUGAACAAGUUCUUCAAGAAACAUUUUAAUGCAAAAACCUCUCUACUUGUAUUUAUCUCACUGUUUGAUCAACAUUUGGCAUCUCAGUAUGAGAAGGAAGCCCAAGCAGAUUUUACUACUGUGUAUUUGAAGCCUCAUCUGAGAACUCCAUCACCAAUGGAGAAACAAGCUGGUGAUGUCUACACAAAAGCAGUAUUUGAUAAAUUUCAGGAGUUUGUCGAAUCACUAGGUUAUUAUGUUGGCAAAAUUGAGGUUGACCCUAUUAGCAGGUACAGUGUGGCCAAGGAGGAGGAUAAUCAUAGAACCUACAUUGUCUGUUUUAGUGAGUCUGACAAGAAAGCAAACUGUAGCUGUUGUAAGUUUGAGUACUCUGGAAUUCUGUGCUGGCAUAUUUUAAGGGUUUUCUUUGUUGUUGGAGUUCGUAUUAUUCCAGAGGAGUACAUCUUGAAGCGAUGGACUAGGAAUGCCACAAGCAAUGUUGUUCUAGAAGAGCGAGUGAUCGAUCCAGGGCUUAGUUUUCAGGAACAACUGAUUGCUUGGUACAAUGAUCUUUGCCUUGAUGCUGGCAAAUAUGGCAUGGAGGGGGCUAUAUCUUCAGAUAUAUAUAAGAUUGCAAAGGUUGCACUUCAAAAGGCUUUUGCAGAAGUUGCUGCUGCCAAAAACAUGCAAAGGAAGGGGCAGCAAAAUAUGCAGAGAUUUGCAAGACUGCAAAAUAUGCAAUACAAAAUGCCUCUGCCAAAGUUGCAACCAAAGAAUACUCCUGGAAGAGUAGCACAACAAGAUGAAGCUAAUAGAACUAAAAGAAGUGCAAAAGAUGAUUCAGUGUAUGGAUCAGUACCGCAAUGUUUGUUUAUGUGUUUAUGCUUAUCCAGAUAUGCAGCUGACUUUUCUCCCCUCCCAAAUCGUCGCAGAGAUGCAAGCAAUUCUCAUCUAAAUGGUGAUACCCAUUGAUGAAGAUGCAUUUUCUUGUGUUAUUCCAACUUUGGUACAUAAUUGAUGACAUAGAGUCACACUCUCAUGUCAUUUAUGUCACAGGAACAGAAAUCCCCUUUGUGGAUGCACAUAAGUUUGUUGGCAAAUGCAGUGAGAUGUUCUCAGACAUUCUGCUGGCAUUCCCUUUCGCAUGCGCUCGCUCCAUUCGCCUUGCGAAAGUACCCUUUGUGCAAACCCCCUCCUAUAAAUCCCUAUCCCCUCUUUCUCAAACCCUUUUUCUUCCAAAGCCCUCCCCUCACUGUCUUCCCUCUUCUUCUCCUCCGCCUUCUUUCCCUCGAAGCCAUCCCUCCUUCCUUCGAACCCUAUAAAUAAAACCCUAACCCCCCUCGCUUCCAUUGCCCCCAUCCUCCUAGAAAGAGAGCGGCCCUUUUGUCCAAACCCCCUCCUAUAAAUCCCCAUCCCCUGUUUCUCAAACCCUUCUUCCUUCCAAAGCCCUCCCCUCCCCGUCUUUCCGUGUCUGCUCCUUCUCCACCUCCUUUCUCUCGGAGCCAUCCCUCCUUCCUUCGAACCCUAUAAAUGAAACCCUAACCUCCCCCGCUUCCAUUGCCCGGCAUCCUCUUAGAAGGAGAGUGGAUGAGAGCUCUGUCGUCGCGGGAUCAUGGCAACCUCGAGAGACGUUCAAGAGAUCAUGUCCAAGAUCUCCUCUGACAAGGCCAAGGACCGCGACGAAGGGAUCAAGCUGUUGAAUAACUGGCUGGAGGGCGAGAGAUCGAUCAGUUUCAGUAGGCUACUCAGUGAGAAACACCGUCAGGAUCAAGGCCAACGAGAUCCCUCAUGCUGAGAUUUUUUUGGUCGUAAUCUACUAUUUUCUUGAAUGUAUCAUGGGGAAGAAGGGUGCAUAUGUUUUGCAGCUGAGACAUGGCCUUUUCUCAUUACAUUGCUGACGAAGUGCAUUGAUUGGAGAUCUCCAUGAGCAAGAAACCUCCACCCUGAAACUAAUACUGGCAAAGACUCUUCGCGCUGCCAUCCAAUGUGCUAAGGAUCAGAAGCUUUCAGGAUAGCAAAAAAUUGACGCUACAUGUUUCUGGUCAUGAAACUUCUUUUGUUGUUUGUUGUUGCUAAUAUUGUUUCCAGAUCAU
Molecule: messenger RNA, 5338 nt
Organism: Phoenix dactylifera (date palm)
Lineage: Eukaryota; Viridiplantae; Streptophyta; Magnoliopsida; Arecales; Arecaceae
Source: RefSeq, a predicted model, not a curated record